Messenger RNA from Corticium candelabrum, 1737 nucleotides. Its product is annotated as proton-coupled zinc antiporter SLC30A2-like. Gene Ontology annotation, biological process: zinc ion transmembrane transport; response to zinc ion. Gene Ontology annotation, cellular component: plasma membrane. Gene Ontology annotation, molecular function: zinc ion transmembrane transporter activity. The transcript has 7 exons. NCBI's taxonomy places the organism in Eukaryota, Metazoa, Porifera, Homoscleromorpha, Homosclerophorida, Plakinidae. The record is from RefSeq and is a predicted model, not a curated record. The coding region runs from base 313 to 1626 and encodes 437 amino acids.
ACACACACACCGACAAGUUUCACAUCGGGCGGCUUGUAACGUUUGUCAAAGAAAUUUAAUUAGUUCGUACCAACGAUGAACUUUUACGCCAGGAAAAAGCCGAUCCUGCAGUCAACACAUGUACAAGACGUCUAAAGAAUUCUUGCGUAGGAGGCGAGAAGUUUCACGUGAACAACUCUCUUUGAGUCGCUCCUCUCAAGUCGGAGAUUGCAGUAGAUGUCAAAGGCUUACCUACCACGAGCUUGUUUAUCUCGCAGAUUUAGAAUUAUUAACAAUUUGUAGUGACCGUCAGUCGCUAGCUCGAGCACCGUAAUGUCAGAGCAGUCACCGCUGGUGUCGGACGACCACAAACUUGAAUCAGAAGAGUCAAGUCCUCUCUUACCGCACUCGCCUCUAAUAAGAAUGACCAGUCCGGUCGAGUCCUGGAAUGUGAACGAAUCUAGUGAAGACUUUCACUUGCUGUCAAAGACUGGACACAGAGUCAGGAAUGUAGAGCUUUGUGGUUAUGGCGCAUGCGGUACCGACACCGUGUUCGCAGGCGGUGAUCAUGAUGACCUACAAGAGAGGUCGACGUCCGUGCUGACGAGGAGGAGAACUGUUGUGUGUGUCAGUGACGACUGCUCUACAGAUCUCGUUCACUGCCACCAACGUGAAGUACCCGGCGACGUGGAUAGAGUGGCGAGAAGAAAACUGAUCGUAGCCAUUAUGCUGGUAUUCGUUUUCAUGAUCGUUGAAAUUUUGGGAGGUUUGUUUUCUGGAAGUUUGGCGAUUAUGACUGAUGCAGCUCAUAUGAUGUCAGACUUGGCUGGAUAUGUCAUCAGUUUGUGCUCCAUGUGGCUUUCCGGACGGAAACCAACGAAGAAGAUGUCGUUUGGCUUUCAUAGGGCUGAAAUAGUUGGUGCUGUCAUCUCUAUACAGAUUAUAUGGAUUAUGUCUGGGAUUCUUGUUUAUGAGGCUGUGCUUCGGGUCGUUCAUCGUGAUUAUAAGAUUGAUGCUGAUAUUAUGCUAAUAACUGCAGGCAUUGGUGUGGCGGUGAACAUAAUUGUUGGUAUUGCACUGCGACCUCCUCAUGGUCAUGGCCAUUCUCAUGGCUCUAGCUCUCAUGGUCAUAGUCACGGCACAAAAAAGCAUAAUCACAAACCCGAGAAUCUCAAUGUUCGAGCAGCUUUCAUCCACGUGGUUGGCGAUUUGUGUUUUAGCAUAGGCGUACUAUUAGCUGCUUACAUCAUUAAAUACAAGCCGAGCUGGUCUCUGGCCGAUCCCAUUUGCACGUUUGUCUUCUCUGCUGUGGUCAUGAUUACGACAUUCAGAGUAAUGAAGGAUGCAGUGCACGUCCUAAUGGAAGGAACGCCUCCUCAACUGAGCUUUGAUGACAUUACUGUUGACUUGCUGAGUGUUUAUGGAGUUAUUGCGGUGCAUAACAUGCAUAUUUGGUCUCUUACCACAGAUAAAGCGGCACUUGAUGUCCAUCUGGCUAUAAACCCUGAUAUACAUGGUCAAGAUGUACUCGACCAAGCAGUGAAGAUUCUGGUUGGCAAAUACAAACUAUACAAAACCACUGUCCAAGUGGAAUCUUACAGAACGACCAUGGAAACUUGUCAGAGGUGCAAAGAUCCUAAGAAAUAGAGCAAAUUGUACACGACAACAAAACAAGUCUCAAUCAAUGGACAUGAACUGUAUGUCGUACGUACUCUUUAACAUAGAACACACGCAUACUAUCAAAUGGCGCCCCAUACA